Molecule: messenger RNA, 1437 nt
Organism: Oldenlandia corymbosa var. corymbosa
Lineage: Eukaryota; Viridiplantae; Streptophyta; Magnoliopsida; Gentianales; Rubiaceae
Source: the annotation of a GenBank genome assembly
AUGUCAUCGACGUCAUCAACCAUGGAGAAUCUAGUCCUGCAACUCCACGACAUCUCCGCCGUGAAGUUCGGCAACUUCAAGCUAAAAUCCGGCAUAUCAUCGCCGGUGUACAUAGACCUCCGUCUCAUCGUAUCCUACCCUACGCUCCUCAGUCAGAUUUCCCAAUCUCUCAUUUCCACACUCCCUCCCUCCGCUAAGUACGACGUCGUCUGCGGCGUCCCAUACACUGCCCUGCCCAUCGCCACCUGCGUCUCCGUCGCCAAUAAUGUCCCCAUGCUUAUGCGCCGGAAAGAGGUGAAAGAUUAUGGGACUGCUAAAGCCAUUGAAGGUGCAUUUCAGCCUAACCAAAUCUGCCUUAUAAUUGAGGACCUUGUCACCUCCGGAGCUUCCGUGCUUGAAACUGCCGCUCCGCUCCGUUCUGCUGGUCUUAAAGUCACCGAUGCUGUUGUAAUGAUUGAUAGGGAACAAGGAGGGAGGGAGAAUUUGGCAGAAAACGGUAUAACAUUGCAUGCAAUGGUCAAGUUAACUGAGAUGGUAAAGAUCCUGAAGGAGAAAGGGAGGGUCUCGGAAGAGACAGAGAAGAUGGUAUUCCAGUUUUUGGAGGAGAAUCGUAGGGUGGCUGUGCCAGCUGCUCCAGUUGAAAAGACUAAGCUCAGGGUUCCAUACAGUGAGAGGGCGAAAUUGGCAAAAAAUCCUACUGGCAAGAAGUUGUUUGAGAUAAUGAUUAAGAAAGAGACCAACUUAUGUUUGGCUGCUGAUGUUGCAACUGCUUCUGAAUUGCUCGAUAUUGCAGAUAAGGUUGGACCCGAAAUCUGUAUGCUGAAAACUCAUGUGGACAUUUUGCCGGAUUUCACACCUGAUUUUGGCGCUAAACUUCGAUUGAUUGCAGAGAAGCAUAACUUCUUAAUAUUCGAAGACCGAAAGUUUGCUGACAUUGGUAAUACAGUGACAAUGCAAUACGAAGGUGGAAUCUUCAAAAUAUUGGACUGGGCAGAUAUAGUGAAUGCUCACAUUAUUUCAGGUCCAGGAAUUGUUGAUGGGUUGAAGUUGAAGGGUUUACCUCGUGGUAGGGGCUUGUUACUGCUUGCUGAAAUGAGUUCAGCUGGUAACUUUGCCAAAGGUGAUUACACAACUGCUGCUGUGAAAAUUUCUGAGGACCACUCAGAUUUUGUGAUUGGCUUUAUCUCUGUUAAUCCGGCAUCAUGGCCUAGUGGGCCAGGAAAUCCUGCAAUGAUUCAUGCUACUCCUGGGGUUCAGUUGUUUAAGGGUGGAGAUGCUCUGGGACAGCAGUACAACACCCCGUAUUCUGUCAUUUCUGAGAGAGGCAGCGACAUCAUAAUUGUUGGUCGUGGAAUUAUAAAGGCAACAAACCCUGCAGAAGUGGCGCGAGAAUACCGGCUUCAAGGAUGGGAUGCAUAUCUUAUUAACUGCAAGUAG